Molecule: messenger RNA, 1652 nt
Organism: Amphibalanus amphitrite
Lineage: Eukaryota; Metazoa; Arthropoda; Thecostraca; Balanomorpha; Balanidae
Product: adapter molecule Crk-like
Exons: 7
Coding region: 223-1020 (265 amino acids)
Molecular function (GO): protein binding
Source: RefSeq, a predicted model, not a curated record
UUCGCUUUGCACAUAUUUCUCUUUGGAGAAGGCGUAUAGUGUAGUGUAUUUAAAUAUUUUUCAGCGAUACGUUUUUCUAUCUUUUUGUCAUAAGCAAGGAUCCAAGUGAAUAUAUCUUUUCACUUGCUCUGCUUUCAGGUAAAAGCAACAACAUAAAGUUGCAUAUGAGCGCCAGGACAAGGAGUAUGAUGUACCUUAUCUGGAAGUGUGAGUGUAUAAACCAUGGCUGCAACACUGGAUCCACAUGACAGAUCAAGCUGGUACUUUGGUCAGAUGUCGCGCCAGGACGCCACCGACCUGCUCAUGUCCGAGCGAGAGGGGGGCGUGUUCCUCGUCAGAGACUCCACCAGCAUCCAGGGAGACUAUGUGCUCUGUGUCCGCGAGGAUAACAAGGUCUCACACUACAUCAUCAACAAGAUGCAGAAGGACGACCAGGUCCAGUACCGGAUCGGCGACCAAAAGUUCCCCGACCUGGCCAGUCUGCUGGCCUUUUACAAGUGUCACUACCUGGACACCACGCCACUGGUGCGGCCGGCGCCCAAACGGAUAGAGAAGGUCACCGCCAAGUACGACUUCGAGGGACGGGACGCGGAGGACCUGCCCUUCAAGAGGGGUGAGGUGCUAACCAUCAUCUCCAAGGACGAGGAGCAGUGGUGGACGGCGCGCAACAGCGUCGGAAACACCGGCUCCAUCCCCGUGCCCUACGUACAGAAGUACGAGGAGACGCCGUCGGUGGCGCCGGGCGCGCCCAGCGGCGCCAGUCCGGCCGCCAAGGACGCAGCCGCCAAGCCCAAAGUCAACCUACAGCGCCAGCUUCCAGCCGACGCUCGGGUCAACAAGGCGCGCGUUCCAAACGCCUACGACAAGACGGCGCUCAAACUCGAGGUCGGUGACAUUAUCAAAGUGACAAAGAUGAACAUCAAUGGACAAUGGGAGGGGGAGCUGAACGGUAAACACGGCCACUUUCCGUUCACACACGUAGAUUUUGUGCAGGAUCUACAGGAGGGUGACGCGCGCUAGUGACAUUGCCGUUUCGUGGGGGAGAGACGUUGGUUCUCGGCGCCGCCGCAGAGUGUCGCUGCAGUCGCACACAGUCCGCUGGGCGGCGGUAUCCUGCCGACCGCCGGACGGCCCGGAGAGGCGGGCGGCCCGAGUGGCCGCGCCGCCACCGCCGCUGCCGGGCGGAACUCGAAGAGGACGGCGCUUCCUGUGUUAGACAGUCCGCUUUUACUAAUUGUGGACGGGUGUGUCGGCCAGCCGUCCGGUCCUGUGUUCAGGAGAGAGGCACCUGUCCCGCAGCGGUGCCUUACCAGAGCUUUUAGGAAGCAACCAUCUCUCUUCCUGCCUGCCAAACGUCGCUCGAUUUUCUGGUAGGCAGUGUGUACCCAAUAUUUUAUCCCUUUUCAAUCAGGUGAUUGUGUAAAGCGUGUUGUUUAUUUUGUCAUUGCUCGUGUAGCCGUUACGAUGGUGGGCGGUCGGCAGUGACGGGCCGGCGAGUUGUUUUGUGCUGGUGCGCGUCCGUGGGCCGAAGCUGCCGCGGCGCUCGUCAGGGGUGCGGGGCGGCCAGCCAGGCCGGCUCCGGUCGAUUUUUGUAUGCUGUCUGCGCGCCAGCGCCGGUCGAGUUGUGGAAUAAUACUGUGCUGCAUCCUAGA